Molecule: messenger RNA, 510 nt
Organism: Volvox carteri f. nagariensis
Lineage: Eukaryota; Viridiplantae; Chlorophyta; Chlorophyceae; Chlamydomonadales; Volvocaceae
Exons: 3
Coding region: 1-510 (169 amino acids)
Source: RefSeq, a predicted model, not a curated record
AUGGUGCUGAUCAGUGGCUCCUGCAGCUUAGACAACAUCCAGUUGGGGUUCUUCAACGGCUGCUCAAGCACAUACCGUGCUACACCGCCAUACACCGCUUCAGGCACCGAAACAAGUGCCAUUACCGCCAUUGUCGAUGACACUUCUGCGGGCUUGUCCAAGGCUUUUGAUGGAUUAGACAGGGUUCCCACUGAAGCUUACAGGGAUCAGAAAAAUGUUGCCUCCACUGUUGUGGCCGGUGUCGCAGCUGAGGCGAGGUCAUUGCUCGGCAUAUUCUCUCACCCUCAUACUACGUCUGUCAAGGCCUGGCCUGCUCGCCUGGAUGGCACCAUCUGCUUUCCAGAGCUUGACGACCCGGACUUUGCCGUGCUGGGGCUGGGCGAUAAGGCUCUGAUAGCCACUACCCUGGGCCUAGGCUGUCUGCACGGCUUGCAGCACCUGGGCUUGCUGAACAGGGUCCGCUACCUCAGCGUGAUCUCCGUCGGCCAAGUGGCUGGUUUGACUAGCUAG